GACGCAUGAGCGUGCAGUGCAGCGUGGGGUUGUGUGACGAUGUGUGUGUUUAUGCGGAGGAGGAAUGUUUGUGUAUAAGAUUGUGUGCGCGAGGACACAUAGUCAAGUACAUGCUAGACUGAAGCAGGGAGAGGAGGCGAUUUGACGGUGCUUCCAUGAAUUUUCUCCCCUACACAGACAUUUCUUGACUGCGCAACUAGAAAGGAAUUCUGAGCUAGAAGUUACAGGUUUGAUGUUUUGGUCUGACGAUGAAGCCAAUCCCCGAAGCAUCCCUGUUGGAUACUGAAGUGACGCUCCAAACCUUCUGAGUCCAGACAAUGGAUUGGACUUUUGAUCAAAUAUCAAUGUAGAGUCUGAAGAUGUUCACAUUCUGUUUUUUUUGUUCAGCUCAAGGUGGUUGAAAUUUUUGCGGUAUUGUAGGAUGACUUAAUGGUCCUUACAAUAAGAUGAGUAUUUGUAAUCCCAGUGAGAGUGUCACCGAUGAGGAGAAAAGUGACACCAGCAUGAAACUCUCUCUUCACAGUGCAGGAGACCACAAUGGAAAUGCUCUUCCAACUUCCUCAUCUUCCUCGCCUUCCAUCAGUUUGGGAGAAUCAUCUCCAGACUCAUUAUGCAGUCGGAGCAGCAUCAGCAGUGGAUAUACUGUCAGUCCUCAAGACUAUGACAUGCUCGAAGUCACCCUGACAACGACUUUAUUGACUGAAACAAAAGAAAUUGAAGAGGAUGACAUUUCCAACUGUGAGCACGAGGACAAAAAUAUUUUCGACAAAGAUAAUGUCGGUGCAUUUACAAAAAUGCAAACAGCAAAUGAGAUGUCAGAAUCAAAUGACAACUCUUUAUCAGUUUACCUUGAUGCCAGUGCUGGUGAACAUCAAGAAACCAGGAAUGACAAUGACAACCUUGCUCUGUCCCCACCUCUGAUAUCUGAUACUGAGGACCAUGGUAAUAAUUGUGACAACAGAAAUAGAAAGAGACAUGGCUCAUCAACUCCGGACUCAGAAGAAACUGAAAUUCUUGUAGAUGAUGAUAUUGCUGAUCAUGAUGAUGCUGCUGAAGAUGAAGCUUUGUAUUUUUCAAUCAGCUCAGACUUUGAUGCACCGAGAACCAGCACAGCCCAUACAAACUCACCCAAUCCAAGCUUGUUUAGCAGAGUGCUGUUACCUGAGCACCAGCUCAAUAACAAUGAAACUAUGAAUGAUCCGAGAUCAGAGGUAGGCAUCGAAGAAGUACAGAUUAUGUGUCCGCUGACUUCGCUUGGCAAAACAUCUGAGGACAUUAGUGACACCACCCACAAAUUGGCUGUCACUCCCUCUGCAGUCAGUCCUGUCCAAGAAGCCAAGGACAAUGUCCGUUUACUAAAUUGCACAAAAAACUAUAAGAAGCUUGCCGGAAACCCAAGCAGACUAAAACUCAAAUCAAACAUUCCCUUGGCUGGAGCUUCCAAAAUGUCAAAUAGUGACGAAAAUAGGCUAUCCAAAUUGGACCUUAAAAACAUCAAGGCUAAAGUUGGAUCACGACCCACACCGUCGCCACCAAAAAUAACGGGCCAGAAUAAGUCUGCAUCAGCGAUUGAAAGGAAGGCUUCCCCUAGGAAGGAGGAAAUGAAGACUUUUUAUGGCGGUAAAAGGCAAAGACCCUCUAGUGGUACUGUUAAAGUGGCUGGUAUUCUGAAACCAAUCCGACGACAAAACACUAACAGCAAUACCAGCCAUAAGACAGCAGCCAGUGACUCAAAAAAGUCGAAAAGGCAGAGUUUGGCCUUCAGCGGAACACUUUCAGACUGCGCCGGUGCCCUGCACACGAAGGUGACUGAAGAGCAAUGCACGGUAACACCCAGAAAGCUAGUCCAGGAGCUUUCUGAUAAAAGUGUAGUAAAUGUAGAGUGUAAGAAUCAGAGUUCCAUACCUGGUGAAGAAUGUGUGGAGGACUAUUGGGAGGACGCUGGUGAGGCUCUUCUGACUCUGCCCAAUUUGGAUAAACCAAUAAAUCACUCCUGGAAAGUCUCCAAUUUGGGGCCCACUGUGAGGCAGCCAGGGAAAAGCAUUAGAGUGGAUAAGGGACCAGUUCCACCUCCAGGACCAGAUGGCCCCAGGCUCCGACAAAGCCAGACUAAUGGACCUAUAUUGAAAGAAGUUGCUCAGAGUGCCUGGGAUGGAUCUCCAGUGAGAGUGAGACAUGUUCAAAGUCAGAACCAUGGCGUCACCAAGCCCCGCACCACACAAGAGCAACCGACUUCCCCAUCGACCUCUGGCUUUUCAAAUUCCAACUUAAAAACGACAUCUAGUCUCCAACCAACCUCAGUGGUGUGUGGGCGACCAGUUUUAAAUUCUACAUCCAAGCUUCCUGUUAAAGGAUUACCUUCGAGCCUUAAUUUUCCAGUGCUGGGAUGUAAUGAGAAUAACGGACCUACAAGCAAAGCUUCUCCCAAAUCUUCAUGUAUCACCAGGUCGGACGAGAGGGCCAGCAGAAGCAAUCCUUCCAUAGGCAGUCCGAGUGGGAAAAAAACCUGGGGUCCCAGUAGUUCCUGUGACUCUGUUACCUUUUUUAACAGCACUUGUGUUACUGCUGUUCCCAAGUCACAUUCAGUCAGAGGCAAAGCUCUUUCACCGCAGUCCCGAACAACAGCUACAGGUGUGAAGGUCCCGUCAGUCAACAACCAGAGCACCGUCAAGACAGCAACAGCUAAUCAAACAGCCAAGACAUCACAAACUGUCAAUCAGGUGUUGACAAAGCAACCAUCUAAUUUUCCACUGCAGAGAAUCACCUCCGCAAGGCUCAGCGGACUCAGCGGAACAGUUGACAAAAACAAGCCAAGGGACGUCCAUGCAAGAUCCACAAACAAUCGCAGCAGCUCACCACUUCCAUCGCUUGCACCAGGAAACAAGCAGCAGAAUCUGUCACGAGCACAGGGUCAAGAUGUGGUGAACACCAGUGUGCCAGUGACACCAGUUUACCCCGCGUCUGUUUCCAUAAACGCUGGGUUGGGAACAACGGGACCCAGUGCACCAGCGUUCAAAGCAAGAACAAGUUCUCGUUCCAGCCCUAAAAAUGGAAUGCGUUUGCAAAGUGCAAGCAAGCCUGCUGUGUUCGCAGCUAAACCGAACCAGAGCAAAGAGAUUACGGAGAAUAAAAAACAGGCCAGCCAUCUUUGGAAACUUGUCAUCCAAGCAAAUAAAAAAGUGGAGGCGUUUGCUACGGUGAUUCAGCAUCUCUUCAAUGAGCAUGAAGAGGCUUUCAAGCUAAAGACGGACUUGUCGCUAGAACUGGCAAAGCUGAAAGAGGAGCUGGUUGCAUCGUCUCAAUGCUGUGACCGUUUGCACAAGGAGAAGGAGGAGGCACGCAUAAAUUUGGAGGAGGCCUUAAAAAGGCUAGAUGAGCAACACAAGGAUGAAUUGGUGCAGCUAGAGGAGAGAUUGAGGAGUUUUUACCAAACAGAGUGGGACAAAGUCCAUCAAACAUACCAGGAGGAGGCUGACAAAUGUCGCAUGUUAAUGGAACAAAAGGUGGAAGAGACGAGGACCAAGAAUGAAGCUGAGAGGAAGAACCAGGAAGUGAGUCACCGCCAAAUCAUUGAGUCUCUCAAACAGCAACAUGAAACCUCCCUACAAGACCUAAAGAGAAUUCAGGAAAUCGACCUGGAGAACCUGAACAAAACAUUAAAGGAAACAGAAACUACUUUUUCUGACAAAAUAGAUACGCUGUCAGCAGAAAACGCGGCCAUGAAUGAAAAGCUGAAAGCAGAGGAAGAGAGGCGGAUGCUCUCAGAUAAGAAUCUGAAGGACUCCCACACUCUUUACCUGGAGCAGGAGCUAGAAAGUUUAAAGGUGGUGCUGGAGAUUAAGAAUAACCAGCUGCAUCAAAAGGAAAAGAAGCUCAUGGAAAUGAACAAACUGGUGGAGACAAAUGUGAAAUUGGAGGAAUGUCUGACAAAAAUUCAACAGGAGAACGAGGAUUACAAAGCUAGGAUGGACAAACACGCUGCUCUCUCAAAGCAGCUGUCCAACGAGCAGGCCAAACUCCAGCAGACACUACAGAAUGAGUCCAAGGUCAACAAGCGUCUUUCAAUGGAGAAUGAGGAGCUGCUGUGGAAACUGCAUAAUGGCGACCUGCUGGGGAGUCCACGCCGCCUCUCUCCUACAUCUCCCUUAAGCUCACCACGGAACUCUGCGUCGUUCCCUGCUGCUGCGCCCUUAUCGCCUAGAUAACGACAUCCUCCCCCUCUCCUCUAACGGCUCAUUCCAAACGCCAUGAAGAUGGAUGGAAGAUCCAAAAUUUUAGUGUUGGAUACGUAUCUCAUGAUGAACUUGUACAUUUUAAACUAUUUGCAGUAAAAGACUCGUGCUUUGAAAGCACAUCAUGGGGCUUGUUUAGCUUCUGACUACCAAAUGCCAAGAAACGUCUUUGUUAUUCUCAAGAAAAUUGCAGGCACUAACUACUCAGGGUUUGUAUAUAGCACCUCUCGUAUGUUAUGGCUAUUCACUUUUUACUUUUGUUGUGUACACAAUAAGGAGGAGGCUGAAAUAACUUGGUUGGGAUGUGUACCAUAACCAAAAUCUGUCAUUUACUUGUUCGUUUUUAUUCUCCUUUUCAAGAGAACGGUUUUCUCUCCAAAGAGCGAAGCUCAAUCACUGGUCUGCUUCAGACCUUUGGAAGAACUGAAUGAACUUCACAUGCUAAUGUGAGCAAAUGCAAACUUUCAACUGACCUAAACCCAUAGACUUGAACUUAGAUGUGCUUGUUCUAAGUUUGCUCCUUUCAACCUUACUCUACAAUGUGGAAUGUAAUUCUCCUUGGAUGUUUCGCUAUGUUUGUACUGGUCAAAUUAGACCCCACCUCCCAUUUCCUGAAGCAAAAUGCUUUUAACUACUAUAUUCCCGCUGUUACCUAAAAUCCCAGAUAAAUAAGACUAAUUGACACUUUGUAAAAUGACCUAAAGCCCUCAUUGACUUCAUAGCUGAUCACUUGUAAUGUCACGUUUGACAAAACUUUCCUACAGCAUGAAAACAUUUAUUGAGAGACACUAGCCUUUUAGUUGUUUUUCUGUCUUAAUCCUCUAAAACGUCAAAUGUACCUACAAUGCCUCAGUACAGUAUGGUCUCUUUUAUUUUGAAAACAGGAUAAAUACAGUAAGACAUUC
Molecule: messenger RNA, 5137 nt
Organism: Syngnathus typhle (broad-nosed pipefish)
Lineage: Eukaryota; Metazoa; Chordata; Actinopteri; Syngnathiformes; Syngnathidae
Product: microtubule-associated tumor suppressor 1 homolog
Exons: 18
Coding region: 447-4205 (1252 amino acids)
Cellular component (GO): nucleus; cytoplasm
Molecular function (GO): microtubule binding
Source: RefSeq, a predicted model, not a curated record